AUGCCAUCGGCGCAGUCUCUGUCCGAGCGGCAGCGACACGCGCGCUUCUCACUGUUGCCGUCAUCAACGGCUUUCCUCUCUUUCGAUGUGCUGGAGUGGAUCCCAAGCAAGGACAGCGCCAGUGGUGAGCUGCUCGCGCUUCGUCCUGCCAGGGGUGUCGCCUCUGAGCACCGCUACAACAGUAGCGCGUCUGUGGCUUCUCGUGAGAGGCGAGUCCACCCGCGCGACUGCAGUGCUUUUGAGUCUUCUGUUGGCUCGUGGGCGUGCUUCCGGACACUCUCCUGCUACGGCGAUAUUCUUGUGCUCGAGGAUGCGCAGUCUGUCGACGUCGGUGCCGCUCACCGGCACGAGUACACGUGGCAGCAGGGGCCAAGCUGUCUGCCGUUAGAGGGUGAGGUGAACGCCAGCUUUGGUGCGAGCACAGAUCACCGGCCGAUGCCCGCCUCCGUCUCCCAUAAUGCUACCCAUAUCGGUACUGACAUAGUCCCCCGAGAGGCCCUUCUCACCACGCGGCGCUUAGGUCGGCCAGCACAUCGGCAGCACCAUCCUACGCAUGAGAUUCCGAUGCGGGAUGUCCACUCCGUGCGUCGCCACUCCUUUCAGACGCCAAUAUCACUUCUAUUCGACGCGAGGGGUCACCUCAUCAGCGAAAGGGAGAGCAGCGACACGGCGGCUCGCAGUGAUCGCGCGAAGUGGCUUGUUCCGCGGCGCCGUCAUCAUCGCAAUGGCAGUUCGCCAAAGGUAUCGAGUCUGCAGUGGCGCUACGAGCUGUGGGGGCCUGUUGGCGUUACUUUCACUCUGCGAGGCGGUCGUCGCAUAUUCUUGGCCUUCGCGUCGGCACAACACGCGGAGCAGAUAGAGAAGCUGCUGAUCCGCUUCGCCACUGGCGCCAAGCUCAGUCGCGAAGAGCAGCGUUGUCAUUUCAAUCAGCGGAACAACACUGACGCAUCCGCAUCCGUUUUGCAGAUGCCCACGCGGUCUGCGGACGAUGACAUGCCUUACGCUGCGUCUGCAGGUGAGGUGUUUGUGGCGCCGCUCUCCCCCGGUGUACUGCAGCGCACCUCUUUGCAGUCUUUCACCUCAGCACGCGAGGCCUCCUUGCGUAAAGCCCCAGCCACGCCGGCCUCGCCGCGAGUGGACACUGCAUCCCCAUCGACUUGGGCUUUUGCAGCCCACUCACUCGUCUCUUCCACACCUGCGGGGUUGCCGCCGCAGACGGUGGUUUUUGCACGAGGCAGCUCGCUCUUGGGGCUCAGUGGUACCGCGACCGCGUCACAUGAAGUGAGAUGUGCGCCGGCAUGGGAGACACGUUGUGGCUCUAGCAAGCCUCCCGGUAGGGGGUACUUGUACUGCCGCCCCUGGGGAGAGGCGUCGAGGUAUCGGCGGUACUACCUUAAGAUGUCUACUACAGCAGGCAUGAGUCACAUAGCUCACCUCUCGCGGCAUCGCCUACGCUUGUGGCAGCGCCUGCAGCAAGCCUUUGGAAAUGACAAGCACUCCGUCUGGCUAGAUCUGCGUCGCACCUCUGUCUCCCCAAGCCCCGCACACGAGAAUUUGUUGCUGUUGGCACCUCAGGUCGAGAGUUUCACGCAGCACCAGAACGUAGAGCUGCUCGGAAGUGGCGUGACACUUGUGGGCCCCGCGAGUAAGUCCUCUGCCGCGCGCGCUGCGCGUCGAAGAGAGCCGGAACUGUGCACUGGACGCCCUGUUGUCUUCGAAGCGCUUGCCAAGUCGCCCGAGGAGCGGACAUUGUGGCUUGCAUGGUUUUGCAGCCACGGUGCUACGGUGCCGACACCUGUCGGUGCUGUUCAGAUGGGGGACAGUGCUGGUGUCCUGCGGACGCCGGAGGCGUCGGCGGUGUUUAGGCAACUCGGCGGUGCGGAACUUCUCACCACCUCACCCGCGAUCGGAGCUGAACAAAAGGCGUUUCUCUCAAAUACGGCGGAUCGGUGGGUGUCGAGCUGGGAGACAUCGACCCUCUCCGUCGAAACGUCUCCUUCGGCGAAGCCACUGGGCAUCGGCACGCCGCGCCUUCCGCUAAAGGAGCCGUCAGAGGGGCAACGAGGCGGGCUUCGAGCGCCUGCGGAGGCGAUAGCGGCACCAAGGCUGAGCCCCCCUUUCCCCGAAGAUUUGAGUAAAGCAUCUUCCUUUCUGCGCAAGUCCCUCCUUGCAUCUGGCAAGCACGUCAGCAGGCGAGCACACGUGCAGCCACCCCCAGCUUUGGCUUUCAGCACAGGUGACAGGAAGGGGAGCGAGGCGGAGCUGUCGAUUGUCGUCGAGGACGAUGACCUUGACAAGGUGGCGCUGUACCCCGAAACCGCUGUGCCGCACUCAGCGGGCCGCUUGAUGCGCAGUGAUUGUGCAACGGUGGAUCACGUGGUAGCUCCGCUCUGUCGUACGCCCGCGCCGCCUCUUCUGGCUGAAGCUGCGCGUUGGCCACGCAGCAGCAGUGAGAGGGCCGCCGAAGCGCCGAAUAUCAUAGCCGUGGCGGAGGAAAAGCCGAAGACUGACCAUACAGUCACUAGCAAUGGUCCGAGCGCGGUCCCUAUGUACUUGGAAGACACGGCGUCAUCUGAACUCUCAUCCCCCGAAAGGUCGGAUGAGUCGCCGCCGCAGCUGCUCGCGACGACCGAGAAAUCGCCGCGGCCCUCCUCGAGUAUAUCCACACCGCAGGAUGGCAGCAACAGCCCCAAUCAGUGCAGUAAGAGCAAGACUCAUCGAGGCCACAGCGAAACACCGCUGGAGCCCACCGAGGCUGCACAGCGAGCGACCUGUACGGCAUCCUCCACCGUGGCGUUAGUCACCUCACAGCCUAGCAGGCCUGCGACGACGACCGACGGUGGUGCAACGCCAGCGCCUCUCAAAGCUUCACUCACCGUUGCCGCAUCGACGUCCUUUCCUGCGGAGCAACAUCAAGACAGGUCUGGCUGCUUAAAUAGUGGUAGUACACCACCUCGCACUGUAAAGCCUGAGGCGGCGUUUUUCACGGCUACGUCCGUGAAGGCCUCGGUUACUACGUUGUCGCAACAGAUGCGGCCGGCAUCGAACAGGAUUUCCUCAACUGGUGCCCAGCCCAGCGCUGCUCCCCCAGCGGCGCUACGGAGGACCAUGGAGAAGCCGACGGGCACGAGCUCGUCAGGUAGGAUGGACCAUCAGCUGUGCGAUGAGUCCGUAAUAAGCGGACUUCGUCAUGGGGCAUGCGUUAUACAGGACACCUCGACAUCGUCCUCCCCCGCUCCAUCAUCGCGAGAGAGUCUGGUCAAGGGCGACGGAGACACCCAUGACGCGCGGGUCUCUGAGAUGUCUUCAUUAUCGCCUCUUGCACCGGAGCGCGGUUUACUGCCAUCAUCGAGCUCGGUGGUGGACCUGCGACUGUUGCAAUUUCUCGAAGCCCGUGUAAGCGAGACGAGCGAUGACCAAGUGGGUAGUUGCCGCGGCAGUUGCCGCCGAGGUGGUGGUACGCCAAUCAGGUUAGCAUCAACUCCGUUUGAUCUUCACGUGGUGCCAUCGAGCUAG
This is a messenger RNA of Leishmania braziliensis MHOM/BR/75/M2904, 3516 nucleotides long. RefSeq lists its product as hypothetical. Lineage: Eukaryota; Euglenozoa; Kinetoplastea; Trypanosomatida; Trypanosomatidae. The record is from RefSeq and is a predicted model, not a curated record. The transcript has a single exon. Bases 1 to 3516 code for a protein of 1171 amino acids.